CGGAGGUUGGCAGGGAAGUGGCCAGGCGUCACUUCCGGCUUCCUCUCUGGCUGCCAUCUUGCUAUCCCGCGUGUGUUCCCCUAUCUUUGGCUCUUCUACCUGCGACCCCGCGAGUAACACCCCCGGUCAUCUGCGCAGCUCCGUUUCCGUUCCGGCAAGAUGAAAGAAACGAUUAUGAACCAAGAGAAACUUGCCAAACUGCAGGCACAAGUGCGCAUUGGUGGGAAAGGAACUGCUCGGAGAAAGAAGAAGGUGGUUCAUAGAACGGCUACAGCCGAUGAUAAGAAACUUCAGUUUUCCUUAAAGAAACUAGGAGUAAACAAUAUCUCUGGUAUCGAAGAGGUGAAUAUGUUUACCAACCAGGGAACAGUGAUCCACUUUAACAAUCCUAAAGUUCAAGCAUCAUUGGCAGCAAACACUUUCACUAUUACAGGCCAUGCUGAGACAAAGCAGCUAACAGAAAUGCUCCCCAGCAUCUUAAAUCAGCUUGGAGCUGACAGUCUGACUAGCUUAAGAAGACUGGCAGAGGCUCUGCCCAAACAACCUGUUGAUGGAAAAGCACCACUUGCCACUGGGGAGGAUGAUGAUGAUGAAGUUCCAGAUCUCGUUGAGAAUUUUGAUGAGGCUUCUAAGAACGAGGCUAACUGAAUUGAGUAUCAACUUCUGAAAGUUAAGACUUGAAAGUUAUAUGGAGCUGCUAUUUUAUAUCGUGUGACUGCUUUUUCCCUUUUUUUUUUCUUUUUCUCUUUUUGGUUUUUGUUUACGGAUCUAGAGAAUUAGAUCUCUAAUAUUUUGAAGCCUGUUUGGACAUUGCAGCUCUUUUCAUUUAUUGCUUAUACACAAUUCAUUCUUUGCAGCCUAACUAUGCUGAACAAGCCUGGAAUUAAAGUUUGAAAAAAGGUUAAUAAAAUCUUUACCUAAUAUA
Molecule: messenger RNA, 925 nt
Organism: Dromiciops gliroides (monito del monte)
Lineage: Eukaryota; Metazoa; Chordata; Mammalia; Microbiotheria; Microbiotheriidae
Gene: BTF3
Product: basic transcription factor 3
Exons: 6
Coding region: 160-648 (162 amino acids)
Cellular component (GO): cytosol; nascent polypeptide-associated complex
Source: RefSeq, a predicted model, not a curated record